AUGGACAUUCGUCUGGCAAAACGCCUCAAACCAGUCCUUUUUGAGCACGGCUCCGGAACCCAGCCCUGCAAGAAGAUCAACCACGCCAAGGGCCACGAGUUCAGCUGGGAUCCCGAAGAUGACAACUCGAACAUGCACUGUCUCUCGCUGUUCCGCGACGAUAGCUGCGCCUCGCAGGCCGGCAAGACAAGUACACCAACUGCUACUGCCACUUCACAGCCGCAGUCCAGUUCAAUAGCAGGUUUGUCCGGCGGCGCGAUUGCAGGUAUCGUCAUCGGUUCCGUGGUCGGAUUCUUCCUCAUUGCAGGGUUGCUGUGGUUCCUGUAUCGUCGCACGUCCGUCCCUCCUGGCGAAGUCGCUCCAACUCCAGCUCCAGCUCCAGCUCCCGACGGGGGAUACCCCCCUUCCUUUUGCUCCUUUUCCGCAGGUCACAGUAACACCAUUCGAGAAGCCAGCAGAUAG
Rasamsonia emersonii CBS 393.64 is the source of this 462-nucleotide messenger RNA. RefSeq lists its product as uncharacterized. Bases 1 to 462 code for a protein of 153 amino acids. NCBI's taxonomy places the organism in Eukaryota, Fungi, Ascomycota, Eurotiomycetes, Eurotiales, Trichocomaceae. The record is from RefSeq and is a predicted model, not a curated record. The transcript has 2 exons.